AUGCCUUUACAUAUACGUGGACACUACGCCGCUGCUGACAAUGGUAAUCGCGUUGUUUCUCUGGAGGCGAUUCCCGAACUACCAUCACAAGCUGACAACGACUUGGUCAUUGGGAGAGCAUCUGAUAAAAUGAUACUUGCCGAGUUAUCCGCUGAGGAGGUGCUAAACUCUACCGCCAUCACCGUCGUCACUGAUGAAGACUUUACGGAGAACGGAAAGAAUCUGACAGCCGACCUAAGCACUGAGGCGACACCACGACGUCCACAGUUCGAGUUCAUGCCGCAAUUCGAGCACAGCUCCUACGAUUUCAUGGUUCCCGAAGGAUCAAAUCCAGUUUCCACCGUGUUGGCGGUGAUCUCGUACUUAGGACGGAAAGAUCAACCGACACCAAUUUUUAAGAUUUCAUUUGAUCGUAUGAGAUGGUUCGAAGUUGGCGAUGUUAUGAGGAAGGAGGCAAGUUUACUAGACAACUACAUUGAAUACAAGGUGACAAUAAAUCAGCGUCCAGAUGUGUAUGUACAGUACAGCUUGACGAAAAAUGGUUCUUACAAAUUCUCAGUUGAGGCUCAUGAUGCAGGGACCAUGCAUAUAGCAAAUAUUCGUGUGGACGUAAUUUCGCUAUCACCGACCACUCGUCGAAGCACCACCACCCCGGCGUCAACCACGCCGAUUGUCGAAUCCACGACAACGGGGACUUCCCGGAAAAUUUUAGAAUUUACCACACCUUUAAUAACUACUACUAAAAGUGUGGAGAGUACACUUGAAGCAGAACAAAGUACCGAGAACAUAUUGAGGUCGUCGACGGUCGUUGAUGGUGGUUCCGCAGAGUCAUCGCCUUUGCCGUCUACAACGAAAACAACAGCAGUAGAAUUUACGGAAAUUUCUCUUGAGGACCAAACACUGAUGAGUGAAACAGGCAGUAAAGAGGCGACUACCUCAAGAGGAGUGGAUGCAAGUUCAACUGAAGAUCCUGACUUUACGCUUCCAACCACUACCGCUGACAUUUCAACCACGGAAUCACCUUCUACACUGCUCCUGCAAAGUAUGGACGACGAUAUCCCUGUUGUUCGAUUCGGAUCUGCUAGUCACUCGGAGAAAAGUACCAGCGAAAGUACAACACCAGAAGAAAAUCUUAUGUUCACCACUGAAGUCAGCAACAUGAAGGAUGAAGAAGGGUCUGGAGAAUCCACAGAGUUCAGUACAACCGCGAAAGACACCGAAGAGUUGAAAAUCGUCAUCGAAGGCACCAAAGAAGGAGAGUUCAAAGUCAAGAACUCAAUUGGAAAGGGAGACAUGGUCAGAGGUCUUGCUGUUUCGAUUCUUUCCAAUUCAAAGCACAAUCCGUUCGCAAAGCUAUCGCUUGAGGGUUCGCAAGCUUUUGACAUACGGCCAAAACUACUGUACUCCGGAAGCAAAGCUUAUCUCUUUGCCAGAGAGCUUCCUGAGACGAACACUCCAAUUGUUGUUACGAUAAUCGCAGAAGGAGAGAACUCGUUAGAUACAAAAACAAUCAAAAUCACAACCACUUCACCACCUCGCGGCAACACGAACGAUAAGGAUGUCUCGAGUUCUGGAGAACGAACGGUCGAUAUUGUUGAAUACAACUUCUCGAUUUCCGAAAAUGCACCGUCAGGUUCAACGGUUGGUCAGAUCGAGGACGGAUCAGGGAAGAAAGUGGUUGGACCUCCUGGAUUGUUCUCACUACUUGGAUCAGACCUGAUACUGUCCUGUCCGGAUGAGGGAAGCUGCUUGGAUUACGAGGCAGAGCGAACUCAUCAUGUGUUAUUGAUUGAUGCACAAGGAAGGGCAUCCGCUCCUAUUCAUGUGAAGAUUAACGUACAGGAUGUUAACGACAAUCGACCACGCCUUGACGCUUCGGAUAACUUCAUUCGACUUUCUAAUAACAAACUAAUUAUGCCGUUUCUUGUUCAGGUGGUGGAUGCGGAUGCAGCGACCACCAACGAUAACCAGUUGUCGCUAUCUGGAACAGCCGCCUCUUUUCUUGCCUUAUCCAAAAUUUCCGAAAAUCUUUAUCAGAUAAACGUAGUAGGCUUCGCGCCGCAUGGCGUUCAUCAACUGGAAAUAAGUGUUUCUGACGAGAAGUCCUCUGACAAAAUUAUCGUAGAAGUUCAAGUGCAGAACACUCGGUCUCAUGCUCAUUUUAGAAGACAGAAAUAUUCAAGAUCGAUCACAGCAGACAAAAUACAUGAAGGGAAUCAGUUAUUGCAAGUGGAAUUAGAAGGUGUACCAAUUGACGAAGCUCGUUUUGUGAUUCUUCACGGGAACCCUGGUUGGCUGAGCAUAGACGAUUACGGUGGACGAGUUGGAAUAGCAAAAUUUAUCAGAAAUGUUCAAAUGGGUGAUUAUUCGGUGGAAAUCGGUGCCGUCGAUCGUCAAAGCAACGUUCUCCUGGCUCAAACUCGUCUUGAAAUUAAAGUUAUCGGUGGAGCUGAAUCUGAGAAGAAAAUAUUCCAGCAAAAUUUCUACGAGAAGACGGUGGAUCGCGAAGAAUCAAACCGAUUUUCUGUUCCAUUCAAAACUUUCGAGAACUAUCCGGUGACUGUGGAGUCGACGUUCGCCAUAGACGAGAACGGCCAACAGAAGGAAUUCGGAAAGGAGCAUAUAGAAAUUGUUGGACAAGAGGUUGUGUUCAGGAAGUCUGCGCUAACAAAACUACGAGCAGUCAGCGUAGAAUUGUCGUCAAACGGCGAAAAAGUACGAGAGGACUGCCGACAGUGCGGAAACGUUAACCCGUCAUAUGCUGCUGCUGUUAUGCUGCCGUUUUCGGUUGACUGGCAUCCACCACAUGACAAGAACGGCGCAGAACUGGAGAAGAUGUUCAUGGAGUUGGAUGUGACAAAUGAGGGGAAUGGGAAAGCAAAUAAAUUAGAAAAAGGCCCAGUUCACAAAGAGGGGUAUUGUGAGGAGGAAGGAGCAGUUACGACUUGGAAACCUCACGACUUACCCUCUACCAUAAGCAUUGCUGAGGAGCUCCCCGCCGGGCACGUUGUUUACUCCCUCCCAGCGAUCAACCCGAUGGAUGGAUCACUUGUCCCCGUCACAAUGCAAGGCGACAUGGAAAGGGCGUUCACCUUUGACCCUAGCACAGGUGCAAUUUCAAUCGCUCAUCUGUUGGAUUUUGAGUCAAUGGCUCCGAAUGACCGUACCUUCUCGCUCACUUUCAAGGCUGGAUUGGACGGCUAUGAAUCAAUGGCAGAACUAAGGAUUACAGUAACUAACGUAAAUGACAGUCCACCAAUGCUGGAAAAAGAGGGAGUACAAAAUGAGUUAGCCAUCCCAGAAAAUCUUCCUCCUUCGACCAUUAUCGCUCGUCUUCAAAUCAAAGAUAAAGACGAUCCUUUAAAUCUAGAAAACUACGUGGCAGAGAAAUCUGGCCACGGCAGUGAGCUGUACACUGUUUCCGUAAUUAACGGCUCCUUUGUCGUUGCGGUGGCAGAAAAUGCGACGUUGGAUCGGGAACAGUUAGAGAGACAGACUGUACAUUUGACUGUGAAGGAUGGAGCUGGAAAUCAGGAUUCAGCAACGCUGUCGAUUCGGCUUCUGGAUGUGAACGAUAACGCUCCACGCUUUUCACAAGAUCAAUAUGCUAUGCAAGUAGUUGAUAACUGGCCACCUGGUAUCAUUGUGGAUCGGAUGCGGGCUAUCGAUGCGGACAGUGGAAAGAAUUCGCAUGUGAUCUAUUCACUGUCAACUGAGAACGCAAAGAAUUUCGCCAUCGAUGCCGUAACUGGAGAGUUGUCAAUAGGGAGAGAACUUGCUGGUGUAGCUCGAGAACAACCAUACGAAUUGGUUGUUGUGGCCGAGGAUGCAGGCACUCCUAGUCUCAGCUCAUCGGUACGAAUAAAAUUGAAAGUGAGUGAACCGCUUAUGGAUGGGGACGAGAAAGGACAGGUUUAUUUCAUCAAUCCAUCGGUUGAAUACACUCUUAAAGUGAAGGAGGAUACGCCAAUAAAUGAACACAUCUACAAUGUGAAAGCUCGUAUGGCAGGUGUAGGAGAGGAAAGAAUGAAUAUCAAAUAUUCUUUAAAGGAUACCCUGAACGAUGUUCAAUAUUUCGACAUUGAUGAGUCUUCCGGAGAAAUUUACGUCACAAGAGCUUUGGACUAUGAAAGCACGAAAUAUUACUCAACACGUAUAGACAUCGAUGUUCUUCCCAUACUCGGACCCGCUUUUCGCUUCCUUGUUCUUAGCAGACGUCUUACGUCAUAUCCGGAAAAUUCGCGCAUUCAGAGCGGCCUCUCUUGGAUCAACAGACUUGGAGAGCCACUGUUGACAUCCGAGUUCGUUUACGAUCGUGAACUCGAGCCAGCUGCCGCAUCUUCGGGUAGCCGAUCUUUCAUUCUGACAGAGGAUCCGUCUGAGAAUGGAUAA
This is a messenger RNA of Necator americanus (New World hookworm), 4392 nucleotides long. RefSeq lists its product as uncharacterized. NCBI's taxonomy places the organism in Eukaryota, Metazoa, Nematoda, Chromadorea, Rhabditida, Ancylostomatidae. The coding region runs from base 1 to 4392 and encodes 1463 amino acids. Gene Ontology annotation, cellular component: plasma membrane. The transcript has 36 exons. Gene Ontology annotation, biological process: homophilic cell-cell adhesion. Gene Ontology annotation, molecular function: calcium ion binding. The record is from RefSeq and is a predicted model, not a curated record.